GGCCUUCACGUUGGAUAUCGCCAUUAAUCAGACUGAAACAGCAGCUCUCGGCCAGGACACACGGGUUCAAGUCCCACUUCACCCAGAGAUGUAUCGUAAGAUAUCUGAAUUUGGGUGCUCGUCCUGGGAUCCCAAGCUCCAGUCGCUCGGCAUUUUUGGAAAAAACAGAGAAGAUGCACCUUGCCGAUUUCGACGGUCUCUAGUUUCCCUCCUUGCCGCGGCGGCUUGGGUGAGCGAGAUCCGGGCUGGGAGACCCUGGAAACAAGACGGGACAAGGUCGGGUAACUCUUGUGCACAAGACCCGGGAAUAAAGGCCUGUUGGUACAGACACCGCCACUCGAGUUUGCACUACAUCGAAUACAACCGGGUGAUUGGGUCCUGAUCAAGACCUGGAAAGAUACCAAACUGCACCCGAGCUAGGAGGGACCAUUCCUAACCCUCCUAACUAGUGAAACAGGUAUUUGGACCGCUGAGAAAGGGUGGAGUCAUCACACUCGCAUUUAAGGUCCUGUGAACGCCCCAUUGGCGGAGUGGCACGCUCAUCCUACAGACAACCCUCUGAAAGUUAAGCUGAGAAAGAAAGAAUGAACUGAGACAAAAGACUCUUUUAACAUUUGCUGAUAUAUAUAUAUAUAUAUAUAUAUAUAUACAUAUUGUUAUUGAUUGUAAGGGCUGUGUGGACUCGCCUCUCCCUGGCGCCUAAAAGAUUAAGACAGAUUGGCAGGACGGUAGACAGGGGUUGGAGAUGGGCGGGUACUAGUAUAGUAUUGUAACAUUAGUAGUACUAACUAUUCAAGGAGACAGGAAAAAUCACUUUACUACACUAUGCCAAAAUUAUGCUGAACAAGAGGGACUUACCAACUGUUGGGUCUGUGCAGAGGUCCCACACCAUGGCGAACCUGGGAUCCCCACCUUGGUAAUACUGCUCACCAAAAAGGAAGUGUACGAUGUACAACAAUUUGACUCAGGCUCAAAUGAUACAAAAUGGAAAUCUGACCGGGGUAAAUAUAACUUUGCGGGAUGGUUCCCUAGACGAGCCCCGAAAAACCCCAAGGAAUUAUCGGUGGCCUUAUAAUUUCCCCACUGAAAUGAGCAAUGAAUACCACCUGUUUUUGUAAUCAGAAUGACGCCGCACUCUUCCAAUUAGGAAAAUCAUCUUGUGUCUACACCAGCCAACCCACUGCCACGACCAUUCCCCGAAUAUUGAACGAAACAUAUUGGAUAUGCGGCCGGAAGGCCUAUCCAUUUAUUCCCUGGAAAAAUACGUUCGAGUGACCAAAUGUAUAGGAAUAAAUGCAUAUUUAGAUGUUGAUAAAUCACUGCCUCAAAGCCAGAAAGACUGGAGUGGCUGCUGUUACCUCGCUUAUAUAGUCUCUCACCUCUGAUUAGAAAAACAUGAACACAACCUGAGGAAGGAAGGGGGAAUAAGACGUAAGGCCCGAGAGGUCUCUGACCGUCUGUUGUGGACACUAUUCCAAACUACAGCGCUGCAAGAGAUACAUAAACUGGCGGCUGCCCUUGAGAAAUUAAUUAAUAAUACCGCAGACGUAAUGGGAGAAACUCAGUCCCAAAUAUCGGCCAUAGCCACCGAAAUGAUUGCCACAAGACUAACAGCCUUACAGAAUUGAAUGGCUCUAGACUAUCUCUUGGCCGAAAAAAAGGGGGAACCUGCGCGCUGAUUGGUAAGGAAUGCUGCACCUUCAACCCAGACGCCUCUUGCCUAGUGGAAGAUAAGGCAGAAAUAGUAAAGAAAAAGAUAAAGAAUAUAAAAGAAAUUGAGGAUAAACUUCAAAAAGAUGAGAAAUGGGGACUGACCGGUUGGGGAAAAUGGUUAGCUAAUUUAGGCAUUUAUGCAUUACUGAUAAUAGUAGGUUUAAUAAUAGGAUUUAAUGUGUUAAAGUGGAUAAUGAGUAAGUUGAUAAUGUUCUUAGGAGGACAACAAUCAAUGAUGGUCAUGACAAAAGUAAGCGUACAAGAAAGAGAGAGUAAUAGAUUAUUCCUAGAGAUUGAAAAAAAAGACAGACAUAGGAGAGCAGAAAUGGCAAGAUUG
Molecule: messenger RNA, 2050 nt
Organism: Chiloscyllium plagiosum (whitespotted bambooshark)
Lineage: Eukaryota; Metazoa; Chordata; Chondrichthyes; Orectolobiformes; Hemiscylliidae
Source: RefSeq, a predicted model, not a curated record